This is a messenger RNA of Malus domestica (apple), 2353 nucleotides long. RefSeq lists its product as uncharacterized. Gene Ontology annotation, cellular component: cytoplasm. NCBI's taxonomy places the organism in Eukaryota, Viridiplantae, Streptophyta, Magnoliopsida, Rosales, Rosaceae. The record is from RefSeq and is a predicted model, not a curated record. Gene Ontology annotation, molecular function: mRNA binding.
UAUAAGCCAUUAGUUUCCACACGAAAUUGACUAAUAUGUGUACCAAACACUCGUACAAAAUUUGGGCGCGAUCAACUUCAUACCUUGACGGCUUGAUGAACUAAUGAAAAAUCUAAACCCUCAAAAAAUCAUCCCCAGAGCCCAACAAACCUUCUAAAAAGUUGUAAAAGAAAUAAAUGUUUUUGGGAACAAGAUGGUAUUCUCCUUGGAUCUCUAUUUAUUUUAAUUCUAUUACAACCCGAAUUUGAAUGAACCCCGAACCGAACCAAGCUCGAUUCAAAUUCGAGCUACAGCCCAUUCUGAUACCUACAUAAGCCCAUAAAAGCCCACGAAACCCGAAAUGGACUCCAAAACAAGUUUUUAGACGGAAUUGAUUACGCUCCAUAGAUCCGACGGAAAUCAUAAACUUCCUUUCUUCUUCCCGUAUUCUUGUUCCAGCCAUUAACGACCAGUCUGAAGCUCAAUCUCUUAUCUUUGGACGCUCUUCCGAAACCAAAUUUCCCAUCAAAAAAAUAAAUCUGUAAAAGAAUGAUGUGAGAAGGUUACAUUGUGGAGCUUGGCAAUAUCUGUGGUAUCCAUUAUCCUCUAGUAUGCUGAAAAUGGUUUGCUGGUUUCGGAGGUUUGACAUCGAAACAGGGAUAUUGGUUCUCUAGGGAGAACAAUGGGAGAUUUAGAUAAUUGUGUUAAAGAUGAUUCAACAUUGGCCAGAGAAUCGGACCUUAACUUUGCAGUUGAUGAGGAUGAAGAAAACUUUGAAAGACGAGGUGACUUCGAUCAGGAUCAGAACCAACAUGAGCAACAUAGUUCCCCCUCACUAAAUCCAGAAUAUUCUUACCUUGUGGCAACUGAAUCUGGUCAUGACAGUGUCGUUGAAACAAAAUUUGCCCAUGAUCCAGAGAGGACUCAGUCUCCAUUCAAGGACAAUAACCAAUACCAAGGUGAGAUGGAUGAGUUGCAUGGAAGUAAUUUUCUUAACCCCUCCUCUCAUUCUAAGUCGCAAACAUUCCAUAAUGAAACGGGAGCUGAAGAUUCUGCUCAUUCACAGGAGUCUCCACUAACAGCAAAUGCAAACCGGGGAGCUGGAGAGCAGAGCGAAUCUGACAUGGGUAGGCCAAUUGAUGCUCCGCAUGGUGGGGGAGAGAACAGAUUUUAUUCAGAGAGAUCACAAUAUGAAUAUGGUGAACCCAAGAAAGAUGACUCCCUAGGUGAGAACAGAAACCCUGGCAUAUAUCAUUCUGAUCUUCAUUCUCCCAAAAGAACUGCCGAAGGAUCAGUAUCUCCUAAGACAAAGAGACAAAUGUCAAUUUCACCUGAAGGCUCGCCUUCUCAUCAAGGUUCUCAAGCACAAAUGUCACAUUGCCAGAAAAUUUCUUCCCCUGAAUUGCAUAAAGGAAUUUCACUUGAUCAAUUAUCUCCGACCAGGCAAAGUUCUGCUUCAACACAGGGCAUUCAGCGCCAGUCCCAGCAUAAGGAUAGCUCUUCUCACAAGCAUAUAACUUUGCCCCCAAGGUCCCACCGCUCACCCCCAAGGUCCCAUCGCUCACCACCAAAGUACCGGAGAAGGGAUAGAUCAGAGUCACGAUCACCCAUUCGACACAGAGAUUCCUAUGGUUCCCAGAGGGAUUACCGUGACCGAACUCGAUCACGGUCCCCAUAUUCAAGAGUCCAUCAUAGGUCCACAAGGGAAAGGCAUUCUCCAAGGCGAAGGUCCCCUUUUCCAGAAUAUCAUUCUCCUCACCGAUCUCCUAGAAGGAGACCUUGGUCACCACCUCCUAAUAGGAAAACUGGAUUAGGGAAACCUGGGAGAAAUUUAUUUGUUGCAGGUUUUAGCUUCGCGACUACAGAGAGAGAUCUGGAAAGGAAGUUUUCUAGGUAUGGCAGAGUACAACAUGUUCGGAUCGUUAGAGACAAGAGGUCGGGAGAUUCGCGUGGAUUUGGAUUUUUGACGCUGGAAACGGAUGAAGAUGCUGAUGCAGCUAUCAGAGCUCUAGAUGAGACUGAGUGGAAUGGUCGGAUUAUUCUUGUCGAAAAAUCCAAAAGUUGAGGGCUUGAGACUCACCUUGAUCACAACUAGCCAUUGAAAUCUUUUUUUCAGUCGUGUAAUUUUGUUUUCUGAAGUUAGUACUGCCCACCAGUGUUGUAUACAAAAUGAGUACAGAUUAUAUAUCACAUCAUAAGGGGUUCUCUUCAUUUUUCUGUAUUUAUUUGAAUGAGUAAAUCUCAUCAGUCAUCUUCUCUGUAAGUUGUUGGGUCUGUCAAAGAUUCAAAUAAUACGUGAUGCGUUCUGUGUCAGUGAAACAUCUGCUUUGCAUAUAUUGAGGUAGAUGACAUGGAUACGUGAUGCGUUCUGUGA